Molecule: messenger RNA, 3015 nt
Organism: Anoplopoma fimbria (sablefish)
Lineage: Eukaryota; Metazoa; Chordata; Actinopteri; Perciformes; Anoplopomatidae
Product: serine/threonine-protein phosphatase PP1-beta catalytic subunit-like
Exons: 8
Coding region: 32-1015 (327 amino acids)
Biological process (GO): regulation of circadian rhythm; circadian regulation of gene expression
Cellular component (GO): cytoplasm; nucleus
Molecular function (GO): protein serine/threonine phosphatase activity
Source: RefSeq, a predicted model, not a curated record
UUCCCCCGCCCUGCCUGUGAGUAUCAGAAACAUGGCGGAAAGCGAAUUGAACGUUGACAGCCUCAUAUCUCGACUACUGGAAGUGCGAGGAUGUCGUCCAGGGAAGGUUGUACAGAUGACAGAGGCUGAGGUAAGGGGGCUCUGCAUCAAGUCCAGAGAGAUUUUCCUCAGCCAGCCGAUCCUGCUAGAACUGGAGGCUCCACUCAAAAUCUGCGGUGAUAUCCAUGGACAAUACACAGACUUGCUGAGGCUAUUCGAGUAUGGAGGCUUCCCACCUGAGGCCAACUAUCUGUUCUUGGGGGAUUACGUGGACAGGGGGAAGCAGUCGCUGGAGACCAUCUGCCUGCUUCUCGCCUACAAGAUCAAAUACCCAGAAAACUUUUUCUUGCUAAGGGGGAACCACGAGUGUGCCUCCAUCAAUCGCAUCUACGGCUUCUAUGACGAGUGCAAGCGCAGGUUCAACAUAAAGCUCUGGAAGACCUUCACAGACUGUUUUAAUUGUCUGCCCAUUGCUGCGAUUAUUGAUGAGAAGAUUUUCUGCUGCCAUGGAGGGCUCUCACCUGAUCUACAGUCCAUGGAACAAAUUCGGCGCAUUAUGAGACCCACGGAUGUCCCAGACACAGGCUUGCUGUGUGACUUACUGUGGUCAGAUCCAGAUAAAGAUGUCCAGGGCUGGGGGGAGAACGAUCGGGGAGUUUCCUUCACCUUUGGGGCCGAUGUGGUCAGCAAGUUUCUCAACCGUCACGACCUGGACCUCAUCUGCCGAGCACAUCAAGUUGUUGAAGACGGCUAUGAGUUCUUUGCCAAGCGACAGCUGGUAACGCUGUUCUCUGCCCCCAACUACUGCGGGGAGUUUGACAAUGCAGGUGGCAUGAUGAGUGUGGACGAGUCCCUUAUGUGCUCCUUUCAGAUCCUGAAGCCGUCAGAAAAAAAAGCAAAAUACCAAUACGGAGGGGUGAAUUCAGGACGCCCUGUCACCCCACCUCGCACCGCUCAGGCACCAAAAAAGAGGUGAGCGGCUGGCCCUGACUCUCCUGCUCCUCCCCCGGCUAAUCAGUGGCCUACGUUCCUGCAGGCUGCCUCAAACACUCCAGCCUUCUCUCAGUCAGCUUGUUCAUUUGUAAACAAAAACAAAAAAAAAAACUCCAGGAGUGUCUUUUUUGCUUGUUCUGUGGGUAUUUUUAUGAACUUGUGUGUGAUAUUUUUCAAUUUCUUAUUUGAUGUCAUGGUCUGCAUUAACUCAGCCCUGCUACUAGCUCCAUUCAGCAAUAUUUAAACCAAACUCUUGUGGAAUGGGCAAGAUGUUAAGAAAAGAUGCUUCUCUUCCUUCACAUUAACAAUUUUCAUAGUGAUAAUGUGAAUGCAUGCACGCUUGUGAGAUUGCGACUGGUUCUUUGCUCUGGCCAAUGUAAAAUCCAUAAAUUCUCACCGACAACUAGGCUAAUUGUUUCUCGUCCUACUGCCAUUUCCCACUAGAAGUUCUACACUGCUUAAUUGAAUAGUUUUACAUUUUGGGAAACAUGCUUAUAUACCUUCUUAAAAGGGUUAGAUAAGGAAGUCAGGAACAUCAGCUGCUGACUAACUUAGCUUAACAUAAAGACUGGAAACGGGGAAACAGUUAGUCUGGUUCCGUUAUCUGUAACAACAUCCACCUACCAGAAACACAGUGUUUGUGUUGCUGGUAUCAAAUUUUUUUUUGUACAGAGUAAAUAAACUUGAAUAACAAACAUGAAGCAUCAUCUUCUUAUCUACAUAAACUCUUGGCAAGAACACAAUUGAACAUAUUUUCCAAAAUGGACAUUUCUUUAAAGAAUUGCAAGUUAACGAUUGCCAUGACCUUCGACUAAAGAAUGUUUUAUCCUCAAAGAGAUAUCAAUAAUAUCCAGAUAUUUUGAUGAUAUAAAAAUGAAUAUUGCCAAAAUAUUGCCAUUUGCAAUGAUAAUUGUGUAAAAGCCAAUAAAGCCUAUUUCAACCUAUUUGAAAGUUCACAGCCAUCUAUGCUGUACCUUCCCUUGGACAUUCAUAUUUUAUUAGAUGCUCAAAAUUAGAUCCAUUUUCUUUAUCAAUCUAAUGACUGAAGGGGCAAGUGCAGAAUGUCCACUGUGGUUAGAAUAACCAGAUGAAAUAGUUUUAAAUUAUUAUUUUCAGUUCUGAUGUAAAUUCUGUAUGUGGGAACCAAACAUCAGUAAGGCAAGUACAGUAGGUGUGUAGAAAAGUAGACAGAUAUGACAAACAUGGCGGAAUGGCAAAAUUGUGUUACAGUACAGGAUUUAAAAGUAGUCAGUACAUUCAUGCUAACAGCAGUAGAUGUUGACCUCUCAUACACUGAACAUUGUUGCCUGUCACAAUAACAACUUAUGUUGGACAAUGUAUUUUCCCAGAAAUAAUUGCGAUAUACCAUUUUAUUGUCUUAUUAUAUUAAUAUUAUUAUAUUGUUAUUUUAAGAUACUUUUAUGCCACUCGUAUAAUGAUAAUUUAAUAGCAUACACCCUUUCAAAGAGCAAUGAACUUAAUUCACACACUGCAGAAGUCUUGUAAUGAAAGGGAAAACCCUGCUGUUUAUUCUUGCAUCAUGUUGGCUAAAAUGUUGAUCACAUUCUUAUGUAAACAUGCAUGUAAACAUAACGUGGAAUAUUGAGGUCAGCAAAAAUGAUUGAGUUCAUGUCAAUUUAUCAUACCAUAAGUUGACAACGUAAAAAGUAUUGAAGUAAUGUCCAUAUAUUGUAUAAGUCGUUAACGUGAUUAUCGCAUCAGGCCUACUUAAUUGCAUGACAUUGUAAAGAGGUCAAAGUCAUCAAGGCAAGACGAUGUUUUUUUGAUUAUUGUUGGCUAGUUAUAUUGGUUUUAUAUUUCCAACUCCUUAAUGAACACUGAAGCAACAUAUUUUUUAUUUAUCUAAAUCUUGCCUUUUGACUUGUAAAUCUAUUGGUCUUCAAGUUAGAAACAGUAUGUUCAGAUGUUUUGAGAUUUGUACGAGUUUGUUUGAAACGAGUGAAAUAAAAGGUGUUGAGCCUG